Messenger RNA from Folsomia candida, 731 nucleotides. RefSeq lists its product as uncharacterized. The coding region runs from base 30 to 731 and encodes 233 amino acids. The record is from RefSeq and is a predicted model, not a curated record. NCBI's taxonomy places the organism in Eukaryota, Metazoa, Arthropoda, Collembola, Entomobryomorpha, Isotomidae. The transcript has 2 exons.
AUUAAACCGCUUAACUCCACAUUUUCACGAUGUCGCUCGUUACAAAGCUGUCCACCGCAUUUACGCCUCGACUUGCAGCGACGACCACGAUUCCACCUCCACCGUCACGCCCAAUAAUUGACUCACCCAACCUCGAAAGGAGGAUGGGCCGACCAGAGGCUGAAAUUUUGCCGGAGGUGGAACAGAUUAGGAAGAGUUACGCAGCACAAAGUAACACGGAUAAAGCAGAAAACGUCGGGCGAAACGCGGACCUUUGCCUCCUCAACUUUACGAGAAACCAGAUCCGCAUAAUUCACCGGCAAAUUGUUCGCAUGCGGGUCAAAUGCGCAACAGAAUUCGGGCCCCCACCGGAAGCCGCUGGUCCUCUCACUUCCACGCCAAAAGAAGAACCUCGCGUUCUUCGACACAUUAUGAAAUCGUCACCAACCAACAUCGCUCCGUCCAAAAAUUGUCCUUUUUCAUUUCCGUUUUGUCGUGGUGGGAAUGGAAAGGAAGACGCGGCCUCGUCAACGUCAACCUUAAAACUCACAAUGUCCAAUUCCAAUUCGAAGGAUGCGUUGUUCUCAUCUGAGACGAAGCGACGUCUUAUCACGGUCGCAAUCUUACUAUCAGUCAUCCUCCUGUUCGCCAUCCUUAUCACGCAGUAUUCGUCCCCUGCGACUGUGACCACGCGAGAAGAAUAUCGUGACGACGACGACUGUGCCGAUUUCGAGUGGGGUCCAUCACUUUAA